This is a messenger RNA of Penicillium psychrosexuale, 402 nucleotides long. RefSeq lists its product as uncharacterized. The record is from RefSeq and is a predicted model, not a curated record. The coding region runs from base 1 to 402 and encodes 133 amino acids. The transcript has 2 exons. NCBI's taxonomy places the organism in Eukaryota, Fungi, Ascomycota, Eurotiomycetes, Eurotiales, Aspergillaceae.
AUGCCAGACGAUCCUCGCUCUUCCUCGAGGCACAGCUCCCACUCCAACAGCUCCAGCAAAAACAGCGAAAAGGACUAUGCGCUUAGUGUCAAUCUUUAUGGACGGGGAGCUGCCCAUCAGGGUGAUCCCCCGGCCCACUGGGGAGCUAUGCUCCACAAGCGAGGGGAGACGGACGGUGAUCUCUACCAUGUUCGCAAGGACCAAGAAUUCUUCUACGAAGAUCCAGUACACAGACGUCCGAUUGAAUCAAAUACCAGCUUUGGUCGAAGUGAAAUGAUGCAUCUUUCGAAAACGGACAAGGAGACUGCGGCACAAGUCUUGAAUAAGUAUGGCAAAAACAGAUCGACCAUACUUACAGUAUUUUCUGCCGAGCGAACACCGGCGCGAAAAAAUCCACUUUGA